GAGGGGUCUGAUCAGUGUUGCUGAAGUGAUCAGUUACUACUGUUGUUAAUGUAAUCUUGGUGACCAAGGUCUUGUUUUCACUAUGAGAAGCAAAUCAGGUGGUAUAGAUUGGUUGCAGCAGACAAUGCAAAUUAUGAUUCUUUUUCCUUGUUGGAUUUUUUCAAUUCUGUUGAAUGUGUAAUUACAACUAUGGCAACAAGAGUAGAAAUAAAUUCUACUUUGGCGUCUUUGACGACAGUACCUGACUUAAAUGAAAUCAGAAAUGAGGAUAAAUCACAGCGUGUGUAUGUAAGUGUACUUCCAGAUGCAAGUAACAAGGCUAAGGAGGCUUCAGCGUCAUUAACUCUUGAUGAGAAGGACAAAUUUGGGAGUACUUUGAGAUCUGCAACAAUGCCGUCGCUAGGAUCAAGGCCAAGACUUUUCCCAAAGCCUUUUUCUAAAGAUAAAUCUUCAGAUACUUUUGCAAAUGUAAAACCACCAAUUCCAGCUUUCAGAUCAAGUAGUCUUAUUAGAAAGGCCACUGAAGAAACAUCAUCUGUUAAGAUAUUAAGUGGAAACAUUCCUCCGUUAGUAGAUCAGAAAGUAAUUGAAAAUGAAAAUAAGGCUGGCAGCGAAGUAGUCACAAACAUGACUUUCUAUGCUGGUCCCAGUGCGAAUACUGUCAUUCUUUUUGAGACAGCAGGCACAGAGCAAUCAAAGGUAAGCCUGGCCCAAAAAACCAGGGCUGCCGAUGACCGCAGAGUAUUUAGUACUACGCAAACAAAAGAGCUUCAGUGCAAUAUGAAGCUGGAGGAACCAUCUCAGCCAUCUGAAACAUCCAGGAAUCCUGAAGGGUCUCUUCACAGGCAGAUAUUGCUUUCCUCCAGUCUUGGACCAGUCUCUUGGAACUCCCUCAAAAGUGGUGAAAAAAAAGAUGCUCAUGAAGUUCAUCCAGUGGAGAAAAACGAUGAUGCAAAUAGCAUCAACAGUAAAGUUGAUUUCUCUAUUGAUGUACAGCAAAGGCCAAAACAUAGACCAGUAUCUGCUAUUUUUCUGGAAUCAUUACGAGAUCAAAAGCAUCGCACUGGGGAAGCUUCUGAGGAAAAAUCUCCUACAGAGAAAUCUUGGAUUAGAAAACCAAGACCUUUGUCCAUGGACCUGACAGCUAAGUUUGAACAUAAAGAUCUUUCUUGCAAGAAGACUUGUUCAUCUCAAGAAAGCAAGGAGAAUGUACCAAUAAUUUCUUUUACUGAUGUGGACUGUCACGAUCAGUCUGAAAUGGGGCCAAAAAGUGAAGAAACAGAAUUUAAUAAAGGCAAUUCUUCUAAAACAAAUUUGAAGUACAGUACUCAGGACAUUGGCAUCCUAAAUAAUGGAAAAUACAUAUGGGAAACGAAGCUUAAAUCUAAAAGUGAACAAAUUGAGGCAAAACCAGAAAUACUAACUAACUUGCACGGUUCUGAAAGAAGCCAUGAAACCACUAGUGAAAGCAGAAUUAAUCAGGGGGGGAAAAGACCGGAUCAAAAGGAAACAUAUAUGUUUCUAGGCUGUGAAAGCCCUGCAGCUUCCUCAGAAAAAGAGAAUAAUAUCACACGAGGUAGUGUUAAAAAACACAUUAGUUUGUUUACUUCAGAAAAUGCCAGUACCUCAAUGGAUACAGAGUUGCUCCAGUCAACUGCUGAGAGGGAAGACAGAUGUGUGAACAUCCAGCAGAGAAUCAAAGAACUGACAACGGAAAACAGUGAUGUUAAGCCAGGAAAUCUGCGCAGGUCACUUCAAUCACGACCGCUUUCUGCAGACUUAACGAAGAUGUUUUCAAGUCCAACAUCAAGCAGUGAAGCAAAGCCUGAGAAACCUGCUGAAACUAGAAAGGACUCUAUCAAUGAAAUGCAAGAAAAUCAAACAAGUAAGGAGAUCAAGGUUGCACAUGGCACAGAUUUCGCUGAAGGACAUGCUACUGGGAACCCUUGGAAACCCCGGCAGAUUUUAAAAAUAACAAAUAAACCUGAUCAGAUAGAGAGGAAAGGAAGCUUCCUUGGAGAUGGUCAGCAUUUUUCUCAGCAAAGUGAAAAUCCUGUCUCAUUCACAAGCAACUUGGAAAAAAAAUUAAAACCAACCACACUUAUGGAAAAGACCUAUGUUAAAACUGUCCGAGCCACCAUGUUUGACCAUAAUGUUCAGAGGCAUAACAUUGCUGCUGAUCAUCCUGGCACUGAUUCUACACUGAAAAUGAAUAAUGAGCUUGAAGCAAAGCAUGAUGUGGUAACUUUGGGGCACAGCAGACGAUCGUGGAUGGGAGAAGUGGAGGAAACCACUAGUAUAAAGGAGUAUCACAAACAAUCUGAUUCAUCAAAACAUAUAGCAGAUGUAGAAAAAAGUGGAAAACCAGCUUAUUCAAGUGAAGAUAAGAAAAUGACUCCGGGAUUUCUCUUAGAAAAAUCUUUGGUUGAGAAAAGUGAAAAACCCACUCCUAAAAAUGCAGAAGACUCUCUAAUUUACCAAAGAAUAGAGCCGAGAUAUGAAAUCUUCCAGACAUGUGGUGAAAGAGCCCUUAGUGAAGCCAUUACAAUGGCUCCUGAAAAAAAGGCCAUGACGCUCAGAACUAGAAAAUCAUCUGUAAAAGAGAAUAAAAACAAUGAAGAUGUUUUACACACUGGUCAGAUGGCUAGGGCAAAUGGUAAAACUCUCUACAUGAAAGAAGAUAACGUUAUUACAGAAGCUAGAGACACAAAGGUUUUUACAAGCAAGUCUGUGUUGAGAGACCCUAAUGACUUUUUCUCCAGUGAAUGCACUUUACCUGAACAGAAAAAAGACUCUGAUAAAACUGAAACUGAUCUGAUAUUAAUAGCUGAGAAAACACCUUAUUCUACAAACAAAAGUAGAUGUUUGGGAAUAAAUGAAAAAGUAAACCAACUACACUCUGAAAUUAAAAAUAAAACUGAAGUGUCUUCCAUGGAUAAAACAGAGAGGUCUGAUAUGAUGAAAUGCUUGUCUGACAAAAGGAGUUUUAGACCAGGUGGGACAGACAGCUAUGAAUUCAGAACGAACUUUGAUCAUGAUGUUACUUCAACAAGUGUAAAUAAACACGGGGCCCAGUCAUCUUCAGUGCUUUCAAGUGGACAAUUUUGUAAAUCUUCCAGUAGCUACCAUCCUGAUACUAAAGUACUAACCAUUAAUAAAGAGGAAUCUAGGGCCUUUGGUUUAAGAAAAAGCCUAGACUUAAAUUGCAAAGAACAAGACUUUAACUUAGAUAGUACAGCUCGUGAAAACAGUGAAAAAAUCAGAGUAAUAGAUCCAGAAGAAAAAGUCAGGAGAAGCAAAAGUAGCGUUUCUGACUUGAAGAUUUCUGAAAGGUGGAGAAGGAGGACCUUGCCUCAGGAUUCUCUCAAGACAGAAGAAGUUGUCUGGCUUACUCCUGAAAAUAUCAAAAGGCUGAGUCGUACAGAUUCAUUGCAAUUGGAUGAAGGCUCAGUUAAAAAGAGAAGCAAAAAAAGUAAAGAAGGGGUGGAAGGGAACGAGGCAAACCAAACUGUUCUUGGCAGUCCUGAUAUUUACGUGAAAAAUCAGAGUUCUGCCUUUGAGCCAAAGGCAACUUAUUUUGCAGUGACUUAUCAGAUUCCUGGUAACAAAAAAGAGAAAAGCUUUGUUGGCAAUCCUAGUGCCAGUGAAACUAAUACAAUUUCUAGCUCAAGUGAAGGAGCGACAAUUAAUCUAGACCCUGUUUUUCCUGGAAGGUCCAAACCUUUAUUGCAGCAACCAAAUAAAAAUUUAAUGAGUACAAACUGUAGAGAAGACUCCUGGGAAGUGCCUAUUAACAAGGAUUGGGUCAAGGAAGAGGGCAAAGAUGAUAUUUUCUCCAAAAAUAUUGCAUCUGGUAAUUUUCAUGUAUCCAGGAAAGAUAACCAGCAGUAUCAUGGAAGAGUAUCAGAUCAUUCUAAAGAGAAGAUUAUAGAUGUUGAUGCUUUCCUGUUAAAACAGGAUCUGGAAAAUACAGCUCAAACUGAUAUCACAAGUAGCAGAAGAACGUUCUCUUAUCAUGAGCCCAGAUCCCCCCUGCGUUUUGGACAGUUCCAUAAAGACAGUGAACUAGUCCCCCAGAAAAGGAGUGAAAAUAAUUAUGAUUUAUCUGGGAGGAAGGCUGAGGAUGGUUACAGAUCCCAAAUUCUCGAUAUUGAUGCGCUUAUGGCAGAAUAUAAAGACGAGUCGGUGAAGGCCAGUAAUGUUCAAGAUAAGCUCUCUGAAGAUUACAGUUCAUUUAGUAGGGAGAAAUCAAAGAACAAAAGAAAUGCGUCAGAUAGGAUGACCUCUUCCUAUAGCUGGAAAGAGCGGAAGGGAUCAGAUCGCUAUUCUGUUAAUAACAAACAAGGUGACUGUGCAGAAGAGUACCAGAGAUCAGAGAAAUUAACUCUAAAUGAAAAGAGCAAAGAGAAACUGGAAUCACAUAGCCCUGAAUUUGAUAAACAAAAGUCCAAAGACAGAAAGAUCAGCCCUCCUUACUGGGGAAAUCCCAGCAGCUUUUUUUCAGAUAAGUUUGUAAAUUCACCCGUAGAUUUCACUAGGAAGAAAACUUUCAUUGUCGAUGAGGAUGAAGAAGUGAACUUGACUUCCAGGAAUCGAAGUUCAAAAUUUGUAAUUGAUAAGGUACAGCCUCUAAAUGUAAUUGGUACAGUGGAAGUUAAUUUUGCUUCCAAGCUAUCCAUAAAGGCAGAUGAUGGCCUCUUACAGAAGAAGUUGGUCACCAAAGAACAAUUUUUGGAGGCGUCGCCAGAAGGUGACUGGAGCAAAAAUGUAGCAAGGAGCUCUUUAACAAGGAACAAAGACAAUGCGAAUAAGACGACACGUGAGAACGACUCUUCCAAUGUGAAAAGUAAAACUGAUUGGAAGAGCUAUACAUCUGGUUUAGGAAGCGCACCCCCAGAUUUAAGACGAUCCUAUUCAGAAAAGAUCCGCCAGGGAAGAGACAAUCUACCGCUCAUGCAAGAAGACAAGGGAAGAAAGGAUCUGUACCGAUCCAGGCAGAGCUUCCCAUUGGAAACUGCGGAUAGUGGGUGGAAACACAAGUUGUCAUCUCAGUCAGUCUCAUUCUUCCAUGAGGAUAAAAAGGUUUCUAGGAAAGAGUGGACCAAGCAGAGCUCUGACAAACCAGAUGUAACAGAGUUUUCAUUGGUUUCUACUCAGAGAAGCCACCACAGUUUUCAUAAGGACAGAAGGGCAGAUAAUGGGACGGAUCAGCUGAAGCAGUGCUUCUCCAGGCAGCCCCCAGGAGUGAAGGACACAGACACGCUCGUGCAGGAGCCCGACAGCCAGUACGGCACCUGGAAUGAGCAGCGGCACAGUGGGGACAGCUUUGUUCCUGAAUCUCCUUCCUUGGAAAAUGAUGUCAUUUCAACGAGAAAGCAACCUCCAAAUAGCCACCCAUCUUCACUGUCCUCUCAAACGGAACCUGCCUCCCUGGUUGAUCACCAUGACUUCUCAAAAGACCAAAGGAGCACAAGUUUGGACCGUUCCAGCACUGACAUGGAUUCUACUGAUGGGACUGAUUUACCUCCUCCAGGAGACACCUACCCUGAUGAAAAGACCACUGACUUCUCUUUCAUUGAUCAAACCACUAUUCUGGACUCCAGUGCGCUGAAAACUCGUGCACAACUCAGCAAAAAGAGACGCCAUCGGGCUCCUAUUUCCCACUCUCUUAGAAGAAGCAGAGGGCUGGAGUUUGAAAACAGAUUUUCUUCGAUGGAAGAACCAGAUAAUACCUGGAUGUUUAAAGAUUCCACAGAAGAGAAGAAAACUAUGCAACAGGAAGAUUCUGAUGAGGAAGACAAGAUACAGCAUACUGUGAGAUCGUCUUCUGUACAAGCUCAGAGACUUCCUGUAUUUCCAGGAAUGGACCACUCUGUUCUCAAGGCCCAGCUGCGGAAAAGACAAGAGUCUGAAAGUCUUGGUGAAAUCAGUUCUGCUCAGCUGUUCAAAUCCCCUAAACCACAACUGCAGCUUGGAACUCCCGGUAGCAGAGUGCUGCCCUCCAGUGUAGAGAAGGAGGACAGGUUAGAAGAAAAGUCUCCUCAGUGGCUGAAGGAGCUGAAAUCAAGGAAGAGACAGAGCCAUUAUGAGAAUCAGGUUUGAAAAGAUAGUGAUUCUAACUAGAAGAAGCUAAAGAAGUUUAACAGAAGCCUUAAUUCAUCUGAACCUAAAAUUCACAUGUCAUGUUGCUGCUGUUUGCUUCCUGCCUCAACUGCUAUGUGCAUGGUGCCUUCCUGUUUUGUGGAGAAAGCUGCUUAAUAUUCAUAGUCAAAUACAAAGCUGUAUCUUUUCAGAUACGGGAGGAUAGUCACCUUAGACCUGCCUGGAAGAGGAACCGGUGGUUCGUAGUUAGUACUUCAGAAAGUCUUGAAAGAUUGUAAUGUUUGAUCUAGGAGAGCUGUGCCCCAGAAAAGUCCCCUCACCGUUGAACAAAGACUACAUUUCUACGUAGGUGUUCGGCAGCUCCGAAGUAUGACUUCUGGUAGACGUGUCGGGUGUAAGGCUGAGCUUUGUGUUUGUUUAUGAAAAUAACAAUUCUAAUCAAAUUUAUCUCUUUUUUUUUUUGUGAAAAAAUAGUAAGCUCCUACUUAGAAUGAAGUUUGUGGGAAGUGAGAGUGAAAGAACAAAUUAUGUUUACUGCCAUAUUGAAAAUGGAAACUUGAUUAUUUUUUGUAUAAUGUAUUUUUGAUUGGCUUAUAUUUACAUGUGAUCUGCUGACCUAGCAGAUUAAUAUAAUUUUUAGAUGAACAAAAUGUUAACUUUUGUCACUCUUUAAAUGGUAUAUUCUGUGUUUUGUCAGCAUGUGGAACAAUUGCUUCAUUGGAAUGUCUUUCCUAACAAGGAUCAAGCAAUAAUGUCAACCAGUUCUCUUUAAAAAAAAAAAAAGUAAAAAAAAAAAAGUAAAUACUGUUUUUAUAACAAAAAAAAAGGAAGGGAAGAGGGAGGAUGUUACUCAUAUCAGGGUUCCAGUUAAUUGUUGAAUGUCACUUUAAUAGCAGUUUGGAUAGUCCCACUUCAUAUUUUUAUUCAUUAAUCUGUAAAUACCAGGUUUAAGUUUUUAUUUUUAUGCUGAUUUUGUGGGAUAACCUAAAUGUGAUCUUCAGUUUCUCAGAUGAUUUACUUUUCUUCUUUUGUUAAGACCGACGUUAUAAUAUAGUAUAGAUAUCUCAUGCAUAACACGGGUGUUAAGAAUAUCACUAAUAUCUCAAAUAUGUUAAUAUCUUUGAAUACAGAUUCUGAAAUCAACGAAUAUGUCCGUUUAAGACAUACUUUAUUCUUUCCCCAAAUAAGUGCUCUUUUCAGUAAACUUUAAAAAUGUAGCCCAAUGAGGAAGGUUAUUCUGUCGUGACAGUGUUCUUCUCGACUCAACUAAGAAAGCAGCAACAUGGAAAACCAAGGGAGGCGGGAGCGCUCUCCCCGCGGGUGCCCUCCUGCAGCGCCGGCGGCCCUAAAGCCGCCUGGGGCAGGACGGGAGCAGAUGCCGCUCCUUGCAUUGCGCUUCCCGUGUCCUGCUGACGGGCUUCUUUAGAUAUUAAAGCACCAGCACUUGAACUAAUUUUCCUUUUUUGUUGUUGGUUUUUUUGGUGUUUUUUUUUUUUUUUAAUUACAAUCAGCGUUUUGCAAAGCUUGAUUUACGUGGGGUUACCACAACGGUGCAUCUGCUAGCCGGAGUGGCAUGCCUGGUCUGCUGUCUAUCAAGCUUGUAGCUGCCAAAACCAUGUGCCAAUUCCUCUCAUGGAGGAGUCACAGACGAGGUGAUUUUUAGUCCCAGUCUGCUCAUAGGAAAUAACAGCAGUAUGUCAGGAGACAAGUCCCAUAUGCGCAUCUCUCUCUCCCAGAUUUAGUUCCGAUAGCUCCCUGUACUUAAUGGAGAUGAAAUGAAUACGUUUCUCUUAUGUAAAAAAACUUUACUUGCUGCUUUGCCCUAUUUCACAUCAGAGCUGUUGCCACCGUUACAGUUUUACAGCACCUUCUGAUACCAGUUAAGAAAUGAUCACCCAAGAUUUUGACCCUGGGCGAUGGGAGGUAGCUUCCAUUUGAAGGCGGUUCACCGCUAUUAAAGAGCUACUCCUAGCCUAUUUUAAAAUGUUGCGCGUAUUUUCUUCCCUCUUCUUUAGAUGAUGGCAGAAAAGGCGGCUCUCUAAGAUAAGCUUUGCAUACGUAUCUCUUGGGAUACUUCUUUAAUGGCAGCACUCCAGGGUACCAUCAGUUACCACGUGCGAGACGCGCGCUGUGGUCAGCCCUGGGCAGCAGUGUUUGUAGGCGCGAGAGGAGAAUUGCGAUUGCUUUUCUUACUCAGAUGAAGUGGGGCUUACUUUAAACAGUAUCUGAAAAUCAGGUAAAUUCCCCUCACGAGAAUAUUUACACAGGCUUGAUUUUCAAAUUCAGCGGGUUGACAGUGUUGCGUUACCAAUAGUUGGAGGAUUUACUGGUUCUUGGUCUAAUAAAUGAAGGCCAGAAAUUCUGUAACUGCGGUGUUUGCUCUGUCUUUGAGGAAACUGAGGGGAUUAGUACUAGGUUUCCACAAAGCCCUUUGAAUGUGUAUGCAUUUCCACGUCUGCUUGGACAAUGCACUGAAACUUACUGUAUUUAGUAGUUUAACCUACUACUGAGAAAUAUUUAAUGCUUAAAUGUCUAACUAAAAAGCAUCUUUAGAGUGUUGUUGAAUGGGAAAGUGUUUUUUCUGCUCUGUCACUUCUUUAUAUUGUACAUGGAUUAAAUAUCUAUUUCUUUCUCUUCAGGUUAUCACUAUGUAAUAAAAGAUCUAUAAAUAUGUAUUUACUUCUUAAAUGAUAGAACAUACUGUAAUACACUUUAUACAAUUCUAUUUUAAUUCCAAAUAAUGCUUGUUGAAUUUUUUUUAUGCUUUUACUUUUGUUGCCACGUACUUUUUUUUGCUGUUAAUACGAGACGGGAGUGAGCUCUUAGCUUCAGCACUUCCUUCAGGUAUGUUUUUCAUUGAUUACCUGCCGUAGAGCAGGUUUCAGCUCUUGCCCUAACGGUGUCUGAGUAAUAACAAACGCGAUGGAGACCGCGGAGUGCGGUGCCCUCGUCCGUUCCUCUCCAGCUGCUCAGCUUUGUGUGCUGAUUUAAAAGGCUGCAUCAGUAGAGAAGUGUUUUAUAAAAGUGAAAGUACAUGGUUUGUGGGAUUUAGAAAUACUUCUUUUCUGAUUGCACUUUUCUCUCGUUAUUACCAGAAAUCCUCCCUCCGUUUUAGUUUGUCAUUUGGGGAUUCCACUGCUGCUCUGUUUCUUUUGAUUUGGAAUCCCCAGUUGUGGAUUUCUUCCUUUUUAUUUUUUUGGUUGCAAAUUCACCUCUUUAAGGUCUGUGAGGCUUUAAUUUGAGUUCUUGAGUUUGAGUAGCUGUUCGGAGUCUUGCUGCUUUGGUUUUACUUCCUGCAGAGAAAGGUGCAGCGUUUCUGUUCUUCAGCCUUUGAAGUCUGAAACGUUUUGAUAAAGUGGCCCUAUAGGAAUUAACCCCCACCUUUUUGCUUGCACAGAAGUUUGCUUUACCCUUUUGUUUGUUUGCAGACAGUUAUUCGCCAACUGUUAAAUGCACUGUGUGUCAGACUUAUCGAUGCAAACUGUUAAUCGUCCCAUUUAAUCUGGAGCAGCAGCAUCAGUUCGUUUAUAACCUUUAGUUCUUGCGCAAACACACUGAAAUAUGCCUCCUGUCUUAGGUAUUUAACUGAGGAUGUGGUUUGAUGUCAAGGUGUUAACUGGAGAGCUGAUAUACCAAAGCAGCUUAGUGGGGAUCAGGGUAGUUCUAAGACAAAUAUCACAUAAAAAGUUUAAAAUGCAGUGCUUUAAAAGUCCGUGCCCCAGCAAAAGGCACUUCUGUCUCUAUACCUUUUUCCCCUUAAUAUGAAAAAAACCCUAUUGCUGAUACGGCAAUAUGACUGCCCUUCGUGUUAUUGCAUAUAGGAAGCAAGAGCACCUUUGGCAGACAUUUAGCUUCACCCUCUGGAGCGGGAGGAACUGCAUAUCCAGAACUCCUGCGGUCCCAGCCCUAACGUGCUCUCUGUGUGAGGUACCCCGAGUGCGGUCAGAGCAAAGCCGUGGGGCAGAGCCCCAUCGCCAGCAUGGACUAGGCUGUAUCUGGUUUGUGAAAAAUCGUAAAGCCAGUUGACUGUGGUAUUCUGGGUUAUGGCAGCGUGUUCCACACGUGGUGUGGUGGAAGGGGCUUGCUGGCCACUUGCUGCCGAUGCCUGACUUGGAACAGUAAAACCACCCCUUCUCCCGGGCGGGGGAGGCGCAGCGUGCCGCCAUGCAGUGUGGCUCUUCUGCAGAAGGCACAUACAGGUACCGGAGCUCCUGGCACCGUGUUUUCAGUGCUGUUACUGCAGCGGCCGAGCCAGCCCCGUGAAUGAAACAAACUAUUCCAGUAAAAGCAUAGUGCUGUCGCCAGAACUGUGCUCGCAUGAAGGAAGGCGCUGCCUGUCAGAGAUCGCUGUCUUCGCCUUCCUGAGGGACACUUGGGCAAGCCCGUGGUGUAGAUGCGGCAAAGCAGCCCGCCCCGCGUCCCCACGUGUGCAGGAUGUGUUGGACAAGUCACCCAGCCACUGCCUUCGGGGUGAGUGCCAGGGGCAAGGUCUCACUGUCCUCAAAUAGGAGUGCUGUGAAGGAAAAGCAAACGCUUUCUCAUCAGCUUGAGCUCUGCGCUCAUGAGAGCCGUCAGCUGUUUUUCCUAGAUCUUCAUGUGAAUUAAAGGAACAAAGGUGGGCUUUUUGGGAGGAUGGGGCUUUUGGGCAGAAACCAGCCUCCAUGGAGCUUUGUGGAUUUGGGGAUGCGCUGUUCUGGGGCCUCUCACCAGGAGCCUCUGGUCCGACCUCGUUGUGCUCGCACAACAACAACGCGAGCGGAGCUCCCGUUCUGGUGGGCGCCCUUUCCGCGGUGGGGUUAAAGAGCUGGUCCCGGUGCGCACCGUUCCUGAGCACGCCCAGCCGCCCGUGUGCCCCCCUCCCGCAGCCAUCCUCUUUGCUCAAAGUAUUUUUGCAAAAAUAUAAUCUGAAAUAAGUUAUGAUUCUUCUGGUGGGAUUUGGAGGAGGAGGAGAGACAAAGUCUAAUGGCAUAUCGAUCUUUCUGUAUUAAACAUGGUGGUAUCAAGCCUGUUUUUAAAGGAGCUAUUGUAUAGAUUAAAAUUUUAUAUUGUUCCACAUAGCCUUAUAGAAUAUGUAAAUAUGGGUCACAAUAAAUAUAUUGUGCUAUAGAAAAUAUUUUGUACUACAUAGUUUCCUAAGUAAUAAAGAUAAUCUGGCUGUUGUGUAUUGUACUGUA
Molecule: messenger RNA, 11276 nt
Organism: Phalacrocorax carbo (great cormorant)
Lineage: Eukaryota; Metazoa; Chordata; Aves; Suliformes; Phalacrocoracidae
Source: RefSeq, a predicted model, not a curated record